CUCGACAGAAGAUGACUGCCUGCCUUAAGAAGACCCGUAAGCAUAGAGGAAACGUGUCCCACGGUCACGGCCGUAUCGGCAAGCACCGUAAGCAUCCUGGUGGACACGGUAAUGCCGGUGGUCAGCAUCACCAUCGUAUCAACUUCGAUAAGUACCAUCCUGGUUACUUCGGUAAGGUUGGUAUGCGUUACUUCCAUCUUCAGAAAAACAAGUUCUACCGCCCUGAAGUGAACGUUGAGAAGUUGUGGUCCCUCGUUUCUGAGCAGACUCGUCUCCAAUACGCCGACAAGAAGGACAAGGCCCCGGUAAUCGACUGUACCAAGGCCGGCUACUUCAAGGUCCUCGGCAAGGGUAACCUCCCCAAGCAGCCCGUCAUCGUCAAGGCUCGUUACUUCUCUAAGAAGGCCGAGGAGAAGAUUCAGGCCGUUGGUGGUGUUUGCGUCCUUACCGCUUAAAUGCUUGUACCGUUGUCGCCAGGAGAAGCAACAGCACUUUCCAUUGCUUACUAAAGACGACUUUGGUGGCUGGAGGUCAUCUCGG
Messenger RNA from Perkinsus marinus ATCC 50983, 540 nucleotides. RefSeq names its product 60S ribosomal protein L27a, putative. Gene Ontology annotation, molecular function: structural constituent of ribosome. Gene Ontology annotation, cellular component: cytosolic large ribosomal subunit; ribosome. The transcript has 2 exons. Gene Ontology annotation, biological process: translation. NCBI's taxonomy places the organism in Eukaryota, Perkinsozoa, Perkinsida, Perkinsidae. The record is from RefSeq and is a predicted model, not a curated record. Bases 12 to 455 code for a protein of 147 amino acids.